UUUUUAUAUCAUAACAAACUAAAGUUGGAGAAAUAAUAUAACCAUACAUGGCAUCAAUAUUCAUAACCAGAAACGCAAUGGCAGCAAUGUUCAUAACAAGAACCACCGUCUUCCGCUGCUACACCAAAUCAUCAUCACUCUCCCUCAGAUUCUCCCACAGACCCUCCUCCAGGAUCGUCUUUGCUUCUGCCUCCAAUAACUACUCAGACUGGAGAAAUGCAGCAGAAGGGCCUGGAGAGAGAUCAAGAAGUGAUAAUUGGUCGUACGAUGGUACGAAAGCAAGACGCGAAGCAGAAGAGAGCGCAGAGAGAGCGAGAGAAACGAUGAAGGAAGGCGUGGAUUGGAGAAAUGCAGCAGAAGGGCCUGGAGAGAGAUCAAGAAGUGAUAAUUGGUCGUACGAUGGUACGAAAGCAAGACGCGAAGCAGAAGAGAGCGCAGAGAGAGCGAGAGAAACGAUGAAGGAAGGCGUGGAUAGUGCAAAAGAAGGAGCACAAGAGAUGAAGGAGAGAACGAAAGAGUAUGCUCAUGAGGCGAAGGAGAAGACGAAAGAAGGCGCAGAGGACGCCCAGGAUGCAGCUGCAAGAAUGGCGGAGACGACGAAGAACGCAGCUGAUCGGAGCGGCGAGACUCUUAGGAAUGUUGGUGAGAAGGCUAAGGAGACUGUGCAAGGUGCUUGGGAGGCUACCAAAGACACCACCAAGAAGAUCAAGGAUACUGUCGUUGGAAAGAAUUAUGAUGACGACGACGAUGAUGAUGAAGAAGCGCGUGGUGUGUUGGGUGAUGAUAUUGCAGAUUUGAAGAGAAAAGAAGAUCGUAAGAAUAAGGGGUAUAGUGACACCUAGAAUUGUCAAUUAAUUUAGAUUAAUUAAUAAGUUUAAUAUUAGUAUUUUACAGCAUGCAAGAUAUAUAUGUAUCAAGUUUGUUUAACUCUUUCGCUUGGAAUAAGAAUUUAGAUAGUCUUAUGUAUACGGACACUAUAUACAAUAAAUCACUAUCUUAGUAUA
Messenger RNA from Arachis duranensis, 1004 nucleotides. RefSeq lists its product as uncharacterized. NCBI's taxonomy places the organism in Eukaryota, Viridiplantae, Streptophyta, Magnoliopsida, Fabales, Fabaceae. The record is from RefSeq and is a predicted model, not a curated record.